AGAACAGUUAAGGCAGAGGUCCCCUCACCUGCAGACAGCAGCUCUUUCCUGCCCGCGAUGUUCCACCAAGUCUGGGCGGCUUUGCUCUACCUCUACGGCCUUGUCUUUAACUCCGUGAGCCAAUGCCCUGAGCACAGUCAACUCACAACGCUAGAAGUGAGUGAGAAAGAGUCCCCAGAUCCCCACCUGGGCACAUGGUACUUCAUCGCAGGAGCAGCCCCCACCAAGGAAGAGUUAGCAACUUUUGACUCAGUGGACAAUAUUGUCUUCAACAUGGCGACCGGCUCUGCCCCAAGGCAGCUCCAGCUUCGUGCUGCCGUCCGCACGAAGAACGGGAUCUGCGUGCCCCGGAAAUGGAUAUACCACCUGACUGAAGGGAAAGGAAACACAGACCUCAGGACUGAAGGCCGCCCUGACAUGAAAACAGACCUCUUCUCCAGCUCGUGCCCAGGGGGAAUCAUGCUGAAAGAGACGGGCGAGGGAUACCAGCGCUUUCUCCUCUACAACCGAUCACCACACCCUCCGGAGAAGUGUGUGGAGGAAUUCCAGUCUCUGACCUCCUGCCUGGACUUCAAAGUCUUCUUGGUGACUCCCAGGAAUCAAGAGCCCUGCCAGCUGUCCAGCAAGUGA
This is a messenger RNA of Chionomys nivalis (European snow vole), 630 nucleotides long. It is a transcript of the gene Apom, whose product is annotated as apolipoprotein M. Gene Ontology annotation, cellular component: high-density lipoprotein particle; very-low-density lipoprotein particle; low-density lipoprotein particle. The transcript has 6 exons. Gene Ontology annotation, molecular function: phospholipid binding; lipid carrier activity. The coding region runs from base 58 to 630 and encodes 190 amino acids. Lineage: Eukaryota; Metazoa; Chordata; Mammalia; Rodentia; Cricetidae. The record is from RefSeq and is a predicted model, not a curated record. Gene Ontology annotation, biological process: high-density lipoprotein particle assembly; high-density lipoprotein particle remodeling; high-density lipoprotein particle clearance.